CAGCUUGUGCUCCGCGCCAGACUCGGCCCCGCCGUCCGGCUGCCCGCUCGCUGCGGCUCGUCACCUCCCGGGUCCCAGCCUUCACGGGCCGGGGCCGCCGCCGCCGCCGCAGGACGGGGAGGCGGGCCAUGGCGUCCUGCGUGGGGAGCCGGACCCUGAGCAAAGAUGAUGUGAACUACAAGAUGCAUUUCCGGAUGAUCAACGAGCAGCAAGUGGAGGACAUCACCAUCGACUUCUUCUACCGGCCUCACACCAUCACCCUGCUCAGCUUCACCAUCGUCAGCCUCAUGUACUUCGCCUUCACCCGGGAUGACUCUGUCCCAGAAGACAACAUCUGGAGGGGUAUCCUUUCUGUUGUUUUCUUCUUUCUUAUCAUCAGUGUGUUAGCUUUUCCCAAUGGUAAGGCACAGGCCCUGGAGGCAAACUGCCCCUUCUGCCAGUUGCUAGAAGUGGUCCUGGGAUCUUCAGUUAUUAAAACUUUCGGGGGCAGGCGGGCAGGACAGGUGUCAGUUGUCAUAUCAAGGUCGUAUCAGUUCUUUUCAUUUGUUGUCAGCAUCCUAGAAGAGUAUGCUGUGAACUGCCAUGUUAUCACCUGGGAGAGGAUUAUCAGCCAUUUUGAUAUAUUUGCAUUUGGACAUUUCUGGGGCUGGGCUAUGAAGGCCUUGUUGAUCCGUAGCUAUGGCCUCUGCUGGACAAUCAGUAUUACCUGGGAGCUAACUGAGCUCUUCUUCAUGCACCUUCUGCCCAAUUUCGCUGAGUGCUGGUGGGACCAAGUCAUCCUGGACAUCCUGCUGUGCAACGGCGGUGGCAUCUGGUUGGGCAUGGUCGUUUGCCGGUUUUUAGAGAUGAGGACCUACCACUGGGCCAGCUUCAAAGACAUCCACACCACCACUGGUAAAAUCAAAAGAGCCGUGCUCCAGUUUACUCCUGCUAGUUGGACCUACGUUCGAUGGUUUGACCCCAAAUCUUCAUUUCAGAGAGUGGCUGGAAUAUACCUUUUCAUGAUCAUCUGGCAGCUAACUGAGUUGAAUACCUUCUUCUUGAAACAUAUCUUUGUGUUCCAAGCCAGUCAUCCAUUAAGUUGGUGUAGAAUUCUCUUUAUUGGUGGCAUCACGGCUCCCACAGUGAGGCAGUACUAUGCUUACCUCACUGACACACAGUGCAAACGCGUAGGAACACAGUGCUGGGUGUUUGGGGUCAUUGGUUUCCUGGAAGCUAUCGUGUGCAUAAAAUUUGGACAAGAUCUCUUCUCUAAGACCCAAAUACUAUAUGUUGUGCUUUGGCUUCUUUGUGUGGCCUUCACCACCUUCCUGUGUCUGUACGGCAUGGUUUGGUACGCAGAGCACUAUGGUCACCGAGAAAAGACGUACUCCGAGUGUGAAGAUGGCACCUACAGUCCAGAUAUCUCCUGGUCUCAUGGGAAAGGUACAAAAGGUUCUGAAGACAGCCCACCCAAGCAUCCGGGCAACAACGAAAGCCACUCUUCCAGAAGAAGGAAUCGACAUUCCAAGUCAAAAGUCACCAACGGAGUUGGAAAGAAAUGAAGGAGCCCGGUUAAUCGCAGACGUCCCAGAGAGUGCCUAGAACCGAGAGGGAGACAGAAAGGCUUGGACCUCCCUGUCGGGAGGGCAAACAUGCGGUGCCAUUGGGACGAGGAGAGGGGACUUGGGGGUCAUUAUUUGAGAGCGCGUGAGUCUUGUUUCCCACAGACCCAGCCACGUGAGGCAGGUCAGUGCUUGGGAUCCUUCGCCAGCUCGGGGUCUCCUCCAACUUCAGCACUUGGCGUGCGGUCACUGGUAGCCGUACGGAGCAUCUGCAGGAAGGGCGGCCUCUCACUCACAGCUGCCCGGAGCAGCACCGCUUGCGUGUAUUGUGGUUGCAGUUAGUUGAAACACCUUCAUUCAGACAGGGCAUUAACGGUACGUUAACACUGGUGACCAGUUUUUAUUUUUAUAAAUCUGCCUUUCCCAUUUGACUGAUUGGUUUAAGUUCAGGCCACUCUUCUGUCUUGUAUUGUUGGUAUCUUAUUUGUUGUUAAGUUAGGAUGCUUAAAAGCCUUCAGAAGCCACUGCUGAAAUUGAGUUGGGGGAAAGCUCUUCUCUCUCCUAAAGAAGAAAAUGGGGAGAGCAUUUGUGUUACUGUCUGGCAAACUCAUCCCCCUUUUAGGACCUGAAACCACACAGUGGUGUAAACCAGUCUGAGGAAAGACUGGCUACCUACGUAGGAUCCUGGGCUUCAGAUCAGAACCUUUUUUGUUUGUUCUGAAUGUCAUUUGUCCAGAGUUAUCCACAGUGCACAGAAGUGAGCCUGCUUGAGAGGCGAUGCACAUCGCAGCUUCUCUCCCAGCCAGGUGCCUUUUACAUUUUACUUGUUUUCCUUCCAUGGUGUGUUGCUGACCUUGUCUUUUAGUCCCAUGUGAGGUGCUGGUGAGUAUUACCUUUCAUCUGUGUGCCAUGCUCUAGAACAUUUACCCUGGUAGUUCACCACCUCUGAUGGAUCCCUGUUUUAAAUAAAAUAAUACACGUUAAAGCCCAUCAAAGAUUAGUCUCUAAAAAAUUCUCAUUUCUUUGCAUCGUAUUGGUAUUUUUCACCACUUGUAAGCAAUUGCUGUGUUUUUCAAGUGACUUUAAGGAUAAUAUGAAUGUGUAUGUGUGUUUAUAUAGUGAAAAGAGAAAAGAAGAAAAAUAUGUAUUGUAGAGGACUUACAGAUACAUGUUACAUUUCCUGAGCUACCAAAGUAAUCAAUGGGAAAUGAACAAGAUAGUCAUUGUGUUUUCACAUGGUAAUGGUUACAUCAACCAAGUUGGAGUUUUCUCCCUACCAAGUGAUCGGCGCUCAGCCGAUUGGCUUAUAGAUCUAAACUUGCCCAAGGAAAUCCUUCUGUUCCUCAUUUACAGAGCAGAGUUUUUCAUGUCUUCUCCCCCUUUAAGGAAAUCUUUCACCACAGAAGUGUCAUGUUUUUCUUUUUCUGCAAAGGAAUUCUGGGGUGAAGGGGUUAAAUGAAUCAUGCAGAGCCGGGGUCACAUCCUGUGCUCUGAGCCUCUGGUGAUCACUUGGUCGAGAGCCUCACACAGACUUGCCGUGGCAGCCAGGCGUCUUGCCAGUGGAGGAGUGCCUGUAUCCGUUCAGCUGGCACGGUGGCCGGGGUGGGGGGCUGGCCGUGAGGGGCCGCGGCUGUGCGCCUUCACGUGCGGUCCAAACUGCAGCCCCGUCCUUCCCAGCAAGGACCGAGAGAGCCGAGGUCCCCUUUCAUAAACCCACUCUCGCUUCCGUAGCCCAUCUAAGGGCCUUUUUAAAACAUCGGUACACCAUAAACUCUCUUUGCAAGUAGGCGGGUUCAUCUUGUUUCCUCAUGCAUUCUGCUUUCCUGAGCACUGAGCUCCUGAGUACACCAUAAUAUCAUAUACAUGGUCCGCCUCAACUCUCCUUCCUGUACCUGGCCCACGUCACUGAGCGUUUCCAAGUUUGUUAUCUGGGAGAGCCUGGUCUGGCACUUGAACGCUCCUCUAACUCCUCGUCGGGUCAGACUGAUGCAACGUGUUUCCUUUCUCUGAGGCCGGCACAGAGGGAGGUACCUGUUUAGCACCCGGGGGCUGACUUUCCUGUGGGAUAUUUGAAAAGCAAAGUGCACACGAGACCAUUUUUCCUCCACGGCUUUGUGUGAAAUCCCAACAAAGCCCUCCGAUGCUGUCUGUGCCUGUUCUUUGAGUUUACACUUUCUCUUUUCCCUUUCAGUAAAAGUUCUGGGCACAGUAGGUACAAAACCAAUGCUUUCUGUGACCGGCCAGAACCUCAGCUGCCAUUCCUCCUGGACACCAUACUGCUGGGUUUGGCCUACUUUUUCACUCGUGUCUAUGGAAAUGAACCUCACGUUGAUGGAAAUAGAUCAGAGGCAUCAUUUAAUAUCAGAAAUGAUUCUCUUGCAAAUCAUCUCACGUUGGCGAUUUGCAAACUGCCCUCUUAAAAGCCACCAUUGUUUUUGGACAUAAUGCUCAAAGAAUGUCUUAUGUGUUUUUCUCCAUAAGUAGCAUUGUACUGAGUAUUAGCUACUUUUCCCUUUUUGUCAUUCUUGGGCUUUCCAUGUCCCUUCCCCACUUUUCUUGUGUCUGUUUUAACCAUUUGUAAAAGACUUGGCCAAACUGCUCCCACAGCAAUGCUAGGACAUUUCAUUGACCCGUUAAACAUUUUGAUGAUAAAAGACAUCCCAUAAAUGCCAGCCUUAUUUUCACUAGAACUUCUAUAGUGAACUUGUGUAUAAAGUACUCACCCAGGAGAAAUAAAAUAAAAUUCUUUACCAGACACAUCAGGUUCAGCCCUGUUGGUCUUCCCCAUGAAGCUGCAUCUCUAAGUGACAUCUCUUUUUGUCAGAGCUCUCCCUUUGGAUACUGGAUUGUUUCAUUCGUCUAUAAGCAUGCACUUGGUCAGGCCCUUACAGGGGGGGAGGCUAAAUGCAGGGUGGAAUAGAACUACCUGUUACCCACUGAAAACCAGACUGAAGUGAGCACUUUAAACACAGGGGAUUUGACUUACAUGCUCUUUGAAUUAUGCUCAGCGACUCCUACAGAAUUCCUGGGCCCGCCACAGUGUUCACCAGGUUUCUUGUUGUUAGAGAAACUAGAAAUCCCACAGGCAAGCUAUUGUGAUCCUCAAUAUAUUCCCACUUACAGGAUUGAAAUCAAGAUGUAAGGAGAGCCAAGACUUCUGUCCAUCAGUGUUUCAUCAUAGAGGCAUCUCUCCUUCAUACAUGUGUGUGCUUUUGCAAGGGUUAUAUUUUGAGAUUUGGUUCUUUGCAAGGGUCAGCGUUAGUACCGGCUAAGACCGAUGGGCUGUAGAGUCUCACUGCUAGCCCAUAAUUCGAUUUUUACAUUUCCCUUGAUCACAUUUUAUUCUAAACCUGAUGCAUGGACUAUCAUAAGCGAAAGUCACAAAGAUUUUUAAUUGGAACUUUUUUUUAUCUUUGAUGCAAUAAAUACUUAACAGCUUUUUUUUUUUAACUUUUGCUAUCUUCUGUGAAUUUAGAGGAAUUAUUUUAUUAAUGUCUACCAAAGAACGGGAAAAAUAGUUGCACGUUGAUUUUUUUGUUUUUUAGUUUGUUGGGAUGCCGAAUUGUAAAAAUCUUCCUUGUCUCCUAUGUUUACUAAAGAGUACCUUUAAUCCA
Herpailurus yagouaroundi (jaguarundi) is the source of this 5158-nucleotide messenger RNA. It is a transcript of the gene PTDSS1, whose product is annotated as phosphatidylserine synthase 1. The record is from RefSeq and is a predicted model, not a curated record. Bases 129 to 1544 code for a protein of 471 amino acids. The transcript has 13 exons. Gene Ontology annotation, molecular function: L-serine-phosphatidylethanolamine phosphatidyltransferase activity. Lineage: Eukaryota; Metazoa; Chordata; Mammalia; Carnivora; Felidae. Gene Ontology annotation, biological process: phosphatidylserine biosynthetic process.